Staurois parvus is the source of this 348-nucleotide messenger RNA. NCBI's taxonomy places the organism in Eukaryota, Metazoa, Chordata, Amphibia, Anura, Ranidae. The record is from the annotation of a GenBank genome assembly.
UUACACUUGGCACAAUGCAGUCAGGCAAGUGCCGUUCUCCUGGAAACCGCCAAACACAGACACGUCCAUCGAAUUGCCAGAGAAGUGUGAUUGGUCACUCCAGAGAACACGUCUCCCCUGCUCUAGAGUCCAGUGGCGGCGUGGCUGAGUGGCUGUUGUUCCCAGUGGCUUCCACUUUGUUAUAAUCCCACUAACAGUUGAGCGUGGAAUAUUUAGUAGCCAGGAAAUGUCACGGAUGGACUUAUUGCCCAGGUGGCCACCUAUCACGGGACCACGCUUGGAGUCACUGAGCUCCUGAGAGCGACCCAUUCUUUCACCAAUGAUUGUAGAAGCCGUCUGCAUGCCUAG